Xyrauchen texanus (razorback sucker) is the source of this 2863-nucleotide messenger RNA. It is a transcript of the gene dcph1, whose product is annotated as acidic residue methyltransferase 1. NCBI's taxonomy places the organism in Eukaryota, Metazoa, Chordata, Actinopteri, Cypriniformes, Catostomidae. Gene Ontology annotation, cellular component: nucleus; cytoplasm. The record is from RefSeq and is a predicted model, not a curated record. Gene Ontology annotation, biological process: DNA damage response. Gene Ontology annotation, molecular function: phosphatase activity. Bases 94 to 1440 code for a protein of 448 amino acids. The transcript has 5 exons.
CACUGCCACUGCCCCGAUGAAGCUAUUGGUCACCGCACACGCUUAAAUAAAGUUUCUGUUGAAAAUCUUCACUAGUACUUCCUGUUUGCAAAGAUGGAUGUAGUGGGAAUGUUUCCUCCGCAGUCGCUGUCUGCUAAGUUUGAGGGGUCUUUUGCCUAUCUGACUGUGAGAGACCGACUACCAACCAUACUGACAAAAGUGAUAGACACAUUACAUCGCAAUAAGGAGAAUUUCUUGAAAGAUUAUGGAGAGACAGGGGUCGAGGCAGAGAAGAGCACCAUUUCUUUACUGUCCAAGAUGAGGAAUGAACUGCAGACAGACAAGCCUGUGCUGUCUUUGGCUGAUAAUGCAGAGGACACGGAAGCCUGGAACCAGUAUAUGCAAAGACAGCAGGACCUAAUGGAGGACAAGCAACCUGUCAGCUGGUUCAAGUCUCCAUGGCUCUAUGUGGAAUGCUAUAUGUACCGGAGGAUCCAGGAGGCUCUGUAUCUGAAUCCACCGAUGAAUAAAUUUGAUGUGUUUAAGGAGGGAAAAACGCAAAGCUUCUUUGAAUCUCAACAAGCAAUUAUAUCCCUCUGCACAUACCUUCAAAAACUCAUUACCAACAUUGAGAACAUGACUGAGAUGCAGCUGCGGGAGCACUUUCUCAAGUUGUUACAGGUCUCCUUGUGGGGAAACAAGUGUGAUCUGUCCAUCUCUGCUGGGCAGGACAACUCUCAAAGAUCUAGUCCCAUUGAUUCUCUCCCUGAUCUCCAGCGCUUCAUACUAGUAGAUGACUCCAACAAGAUUUGGUCAACACUGGUUGCUGCUCAAGGUUCUAGAGACUCAAGGAAGAAACAUGCAAGAGUUGACAUUGUUUUAGACAAUGCUGGUUUUGAGGUUGUUACCGAUCUGGUCCUUGCCGAUUUCCUUGUUUCUGCCGGAUUAGCCAAGCAAAUCCGGUUUCAUGGUAAGUCCUUCCCAUGGUUUGUCUCAGACGUCACCAAACAGGACUUUGAGUGGACCAUCAUGCAGACUAUGGCAGCCAAUCAUAAGUGGAUGUCAGCCAGUGGUGUCCAAUGGAAGCAUUUCGUGAAGGAGGGCACCUGGUCCUACCAUGACCACCCUUUUUGGACCUUGCCACAUGAGUUCUGCGAUAUGGCAACCGAUGCGGCGGAUCUUUAUACUAUGCUACAGGGCUCUGACCUCAUUCUGUUCAAAGGAGACCUGAACUACCGCAAGCUGACUGGUGACAGAGGGUGGGAGCACAUGGUUCUGUUUGAUAGAGCAUUGAGAGGGUUCCAGCCUGCCCCAUUCUGUAGUCUCAGAACAUUGAAGGCUAAUGUUCAAGUAGGCUUACAGCCGGGCCAGGCUGAGAAGCUCACCUCUCAGGAUCCAGACUGGAUGACCAAUGGCAAAUAUGCUGUGGUUCAGUUUUCCAGUCCACACAGAGAACAGUAGUGUCAUUUUUCAAAGAAAAGCUUUCCCUGCAGUCAUACAGAGACACAGACAGAAGAACAGCCAAGCAAAGAUGAAAUAAUAAAAGGCACUUUUUCCGCCUUUAAACAGCUUUUUCCUGCUUCAGUUACCACAUGCCAAACAAAGUUCUGUUUUCCUGUCUUAUUUUGGCUUGAAUUUGUUCUCAACAAUUGUUUUGGUAGGAAGCAAACCAUGCAAAGCUUCUUGUUAUACAGAUGUUCUUGUUAGAAUGAUAAAUUAGUUUUUUCCUCUCUUUCAUAGCUCAUUACAAGACUUGUCUGUUGGCACUGCUAAUUUCUAUUGUGUACAAGUGCGGUUACUACAGAAAAGUUCAGAUGUAAACAUUCCGUAUGUUGCACCAACAUAUGGUGCAACCAUCUAUGAGUUUCCAUAGAGGUGUUGUUUGGGUAUGUUACACAUUAAAUACAAAAAGUUAUUGAAAUUGAAUUUUAACUUCUAAAUGCAUUUGUCCCAAAGUCCGUGAGUUCAUGAGAAAGAAUAUGCAAUUUGUGCAACAUAUGUUCUAUAGCGUUUGCAUUUGUUUUUGUUUAUUUUUUUGCUAGUGAAACAGUUUAUAAGAUUUGCAUUGAGUACAUAAUUGAAAAAUAUGAUAAAGACCACAUACAGCUAGUGAGGCAUCAACAAAACUGAAGUUGAUAAAAUGCUUGCACCUUUCCAAGCCAAGGACUAAAUCGUAAUGAUUUCCUAACUUAAAUAUCUGGUGUGAGAAUUUUACUUUUUGUCUGGUACAAAACAUUAGCGGUGCACAUCUUUAAUGUUAAAGAGUUUACUUGUUUACACUGGAUUGAAUAGCACUGUUACAAAACAAGUUUACCAGAUGCACCAUAGUCUAUCUAUUGUGUUGGAAAUUGAAAUUAUUGUGUUAAUGUUCUAUUUUAGCUUAUUUAUGAGCUUGCUGUAAACAGGAUUUCAGUCACUAGGGCUGCAUUGGUUCUGAUACUGUACUCUUUAAAUUUGCCAAUUCUUUGUUUUGAAAGGUGAAUGUAAUUGAAUUAAUUUUAGUUAGAAUUAAUUUUAUUAACCACAAUAAAAGAAAUGAUUACAUUUAUAUAUUUUAUAAAUGUAAUCAUAUUUAACAAUGGAUUUUGGUGAGUUCCAGAGAUGUGUUUUAUUACUUUAUACACCUCAUGUAUUUUCUCAUGUUCUUUUUCUCCAUGAGUGAUCAAAUUAUGCUGGCAGAAGUGUUCCCGCUACAGACACUUGCUGCUUAUUGACCCAUCUUCUGUGAGCGCAACUUUUUUUACUUUCACAGAAAGUUUUUUUUUUUUUUGGUGUGCCUUCUUCCUGGGUAUUCUAAAGUGCCUUGCCUCUGUUCUGUGAUGCAGAGAAAAGGGCCCAGAACCCCCAAAGCAUUGCUGUUACAUAAUAAACAAUCUUUUUGUGU